AGUGGUGCGUAAGGCAGAGAGACAGAGGGCUCUUUGAGUCCGCAUGGCUACAGAGGAGGGAAAGGGUAUCAGAACCAGGGACUAACUUUACCCUUCAGGUGGGAAGGUGGAUAAUAGGACUGUUGACUACUGAGGAGACUUAAGAAGAAUUGACAUAGAGACAAGAAGCAAGCAAACAAAACACUGCAAAAGAAAUGUCCCCAUUCCAUCACAUCUGUGUGACUCAGAUUGGACGGGAUUAAAAUAGAGCUGGAUUCUCAAGAGAGAAGGAGAGAGAGACACAGCGAAAGAGAGCGAGAGAGAGAGAGAGAGGAAGAAGAAGAAGAAGAAGCAAAAAGGCUGAGGGGAAGGCUGAGGGGAAGGCAGAGAGGAAUCCACACCGCGGCGUAAACAGACCAGCCUCGACCUGCAGGCCCAGCUGACCCCCUGAAGGCAUGAGAUCGGGAUCGGCACAGGCGACCUCAUGAUUUCAAAGACGUGCUGCAUUCCAUAAGCCAUGUUUUGGUCUCUGGCCCUGGAGACUGGGUCCUCAGAGGGGCGAGGGAGGCACAGUUUUGCAGAACUGAAAGCGUAAUUGUGCGCAUCCGAUCCUCCACCCCAUCUGCACCGUGCUCCCCUCCAUAGUCCUCUUUCUGCCACAUCACACAGAAGAAGAGAGACAGAGGGCAAAAGGGCAACAGACAGACAAGGCAGAGAGAUAGAGGGGAUGCUCAAUCACAUCAGAGGAAUUAACCUAGUCCGGAGAACAACACAAGCAUUUGGACUUCGCUGAUUUCGCCAGAGAACAAGUGACCCAAGCAGAUUGAUUCUUUGUAAUAGUAGUCCCUCCCCCUCCCCCCCCAGCCCCAUAUACAGUAAUACACUCCCGGCCUCCUACCCUGCAGCUCAGCGGCCUGGAGGAAUCAGGUCAGGCCUGUGCCCUCACCAGUACAUGAAGAAGGCCUGAGGGGUGUUCCUUGUGGCUGCGUUGAGGUGACGACAACAUGGAGGAGGAAAUUCAGGGCUUUUUCAUGGAUCUGUGGACUACAGCCACCGCCAAGCACGACCUGGGCUCCUACAACACGGUGUGCCUCGUGGUGCUGCUGGCUCUGCCGUUGGUGGUCUUCCUCACCAUGCUGGUGGUCUGCUGCCACUGCUGCUGCUGUCGCCAUGGCAGCUGCUGCCAAGGUUGCGGUGGCGGUGGAGAGGGCACGGGCGGCAGCCACAGGUCAGAGAAAAGGAGGAAGAAAAACGGACCCUCUAAGAACGAGGACUUGUGGAUCUCAGUCAAAUCUGGACCCUUGACGCAUGACGUAGUGGGGUUGAGUAUGGUGUAGUUGUAGAGGACUCGCCUUUCCAUGCUCAGGUCUAAGACGGACAUUUACUGUAUUGUAUUUCUUGUUUUUUGUUUUGUUUACUUUUCUUCUUUCAGUUUUUGAAAGGUACAAGCCAUGGUACUGAUUGAAACUGUGGGUUGGACAAUGAAUGUGCCUGCCAGAGGAAACGUGUGUGUGUGUGUGUGUGUGUGUGUGUGUGUGUGUGUGUGUGUGUGUGUGUGUGUGUGUGUGUGUGUGUGUGUGUGUGUGUGUGUGUGUGUGUGUGUGUGUGCCCGUGUGUGUGUGUGUGUGUGUGUGUGUGUGUGUGUGUGUGUGUGUGUGUGUGUGUGUGUGUGUGUGUGUGUGUGUGUGUGUGUGUGUGCCCGCCUGUGUGCCUGUGAAUGACAGAGGGAGUGAAUUACAGAGAGAGUGUUCUGUGAGAUGUUUCUUCAGACACAUCUCAGAUUGCUCAAAUGAUUCUGAACUGUAAGACCUGUCCACGGUCUGAAACUACUGCUUAAACUGUUUUGCACUCCAAUGGAAGACCUUGUGUGCAUUCCAAUAUGCACACUCCCUUCAUCCACUUGUGCUUGUGGCCUCACCCCACCUCCUGGCCCCGCGCCUCCGUGGAGAAAACAAUAAAGUUUCCCUGCUGUCAGCCUAGCCAAAACUUUUGGGGGACUGUUCUUCAUUCACCAUCCAGAUUACAAACGUAAAAUGACAUUAGAAGUGUGCUUGUGCAAAACAUUGAAUUCAUUUUCUGUUGUCAGUGACAUCAUCAUGAGGUCACAAGCAGGCAAGUGAGCAAGGGAGGACGGGAGUGUGCAUAUUGGAAUACACCCCUUGUAUGUACAAUCUCCCUUUUUGAUAGUCUAUAAAUGUCCCCAGAGCCGACUGAGAAGAUAUCUUACUGCAUCACAAAAUCCUCCUACUGUAUGACGGUUUAAGGGGGCCGUUUAUCUACGGUAUACAUCAUAAAGUCAUGCUGAGAAGGCCAAAUGGGAAUGUUUUGCACUGAUGUAAUUUUUACUCAGAUUGUUCAUCUGAAAGCAAGAACGUGUUUUCAAUUAAAACCACCGUCGAUUGCAUGUGGACUGUCUCCGUGUUUAAUCUGUGACCCAACAAGGUAAUUCGAUCAUCAGGGGUAAGUAUUAUCUCCUAGAAGACAUGAAUAGUGCAAAUGCAAUUAUUCUUGGAGUGAAGCACAAGCUGCAUUGCUCAACGUGUAUGGAAUGAAAGGUGAAAAAAUAAUGUCAAGUUGGCAUUCAUGACACAUACUGUACAUGUAAGGCAUCAUGACAACAAGGAUACUU
This is a messenger RNA of Engraulis encrasicolus (European anchovy), 2608 nucleotides long. RefSeq lists its product as uncharacterized. The transcript has 2 exons. The record is from RefSeq and is a predicted model, not a curated record. The coding region runs from base 984 to 1316 and encodes 110 amino acids. NCBI's taxonomy places the organism in Eukaryota, Metazoa, Chordata, Actinopteri, Clupeiformes, Engraulidae.